Chenopodium quinoa (quinoa) is the source of this 1344-nucleotide messenger RNA. RefSeq lists its product as uncharacterized. Bases 1 to 1344 code for a protein of 447 amino acids. The transcript is spliced from 2 exons. NCBI's taxonomy places the organism in Eukaryota, Viridiplantae, Streptophyta, Magnoliopsida, Caryophyllales, Amaranthaceae. The record is from RefSeq and is a predicted model, not a curated record.
AUGAGAAGGUACUGGAAGGUGUGUGGGAAAGAGGUGAAUGCUCAUACAAAUGUAAUGGAUAAGUGGGGUUUCUGGAAUAUAAGAGGCUUGAACCAACCUAGUAAAAUCUGUGAUGUCCUUUGGUUUCUGAAGCAUCAUAAUAUGGGUUUGUUUGGGCUCAUUGAGACUAAAGUAAAGGCUAAGAAGUUUGGGGAGAUUUUUGAGAGUUUUAAAGGUCAGUGGUCUGCUAUUACUAAUUACAGUAAGGUAGAUAAAGGUAGAAUAUGGGUGAUUUGGCAACCUUCUGUUUAUAUAGUGCAGGCUAUGAGAAUUGAAAUUCAAUGGAUUCACACCUAUGUCACUCACAGGGCUUCUGGUGUUUCUUUUUGGUGUACUAUGGUGUAUGGGGUGAAUGUGGCUAUUGGUAGAGAAAAUCUUUGGAAACAAUUGCUAGAGAUCAGGCCUACAGUUUCUAGCCCCUGGGUUGUGUGUGGAGAUUUUAAUAACAUUCUGAACAUGGAAGAUAGGCAACAAGGUAGUGAUAGAGUGUGUACUAAGAUUGAUAGAAUGUUGGUGAAUGAGAAGUGGUUUGAGAUUUUUAAGAAUACAAAUGUUGUGUUCCUCCCUGAAGGGCUUAUGGAUCAUUGUCCUUAUACUGUGUCAAUGUUUGGUGAAGCUGAGGGUCUUAAAAAGCCUUUUAGAUUCUUCAAUAUUUGGACAAAUUUUCCAGGAUAUAAUGAUAUUGUUAAGCAGGCCUGGAAUACUGAGAUUCAAGGUACUGAUAUGUUUGUCUUAAUCAAAAAGUUACAAGCUGUUAAAGGCUGUCUUAAAAAGAUAAACCUGUCCCAGUACUCAAAUGUUGAAACAGCUGAUGAUGUGGCUGCUAGUGAAUUGCUGAAGUGUCAGGAAAAUCUUAAUUUGGACCCCAAAAAUGAGGAUCUCAUUCAAGCUGAAAGUGUGGCUAGAGACAGGUAUGCUAAUGCUUACAAAGCUAAGUUUCAAUUCCUAAGACAAAAGGCCAAGCUUCAUUGGCUUAGAGAUGGGAAUAUAAACUCUGCUUAUUUUCAUGCUUGUUUGAGGAGUAGAAGAGUUCAUAAUAGGAUUGUGAGUAUUUCAUUGGAUAAUGGAGAAGUUUCUCAGGACCCUGUUGUCAUAGCUGAUGCUUUUAUCAAGUAUUAUAUUAGGUUGCUGGGUACCUCUUCUGUGCCUCAAAAGAAGAUUCAUCCUGAGGUUAUAAUGGAAGUUGUUGUUCUCAAUGCUGCUCAGAAGGUGGCUCUUUGUAGAAAAUUUGAAGAGAAGGAUGUUAAAGGUUCUUUAUGGAGUAUUGAUGAGGACAAAGCUCCUGGGGCCAGAUGGUUUCUCUAG